Messenger RNA from Trichomycterus rosablanca, 2791 nucleotides. It is a transcript of the gene ror2, whose product is annotated as receptor tyrosine kinase-like orphan receptor 2. Lineage: Eukaryota; Metazoa; Chordata; Actinopteri; Siluriformes; Trichomycteridae. Gene Ontology annotation, biological process: positive regulation of phosphatidylinositol 3-kinase/protein kinase B signal transduction; cell surface receptor protein tyrosine kinase signaling pathway; multicellular organism development. The transcript has 9 exons. The coding region runs from base 17 to 2791 and encodes 924 amino acids. The record is from RefSeq and is a predicted model, not a curated record. Gene Ontology annotation, cellular component: plasma membrane; signaling receptor complex. Gene Ontology annotation, molecular function: Wnt-protein binding; ATP binding; transmembrane receptor protein tyrosine kinase activity.
GAUUACCUGUGGAGUAAUGCUGCAUUGUGUGGAAACGCUUCUUCUGGUAAUGUGCGUCCUGGCCACUGCAGCAGUGGCCGAUGUGAACCUGUCGGAGUCUGGAGAGAUUGAGCCCCUGGCUGAGGCCCAGAGUGGAGGCAUGCCAACCCCUGGAGGACACUUCCUGGAAUUUGUGGAGCCCCCAAGCAACAUGACCAUCAUGCAGGGCCAGACAGCCACUCUGCACUGCAAGGUGACAGGCAACCCAUGGCCCACCAUCCGCUGGCUAAAGAAUGACGCCCCCGUGGUGCAGGAACAAGGCCGCAUCUCAAUCCGCAAAAACGAGUAUGGCUCCAAACUGCGUAUUCAGGAUCUGGACACGACUGACACAGGAUACUAUCAGUGUGUUGCUUCCAACUCGCUCAAGACUAUUACUGCUACAGGGGUUCUUUAUGUGCGCCUAGGUCAGUCUCCAACUCAUGGCCCAGAUGAUGCGACUCAUGAGAAGGGCUUCUGUCAGCCGUAUCGCGGCAUCGCCUGUGCUCGCUUUAUCGGGAACAGAAGCAUUUAUGUGGAGUCUCUGCAGAUGCAAGGAGAAAGUGAAAACCGUAUCACAGCUGCCUUUACCAUGAUUGGCACCUCCACACAUCUGUCAGACCAGUGCUCACAGUUUGCCAUCCCCUCCUUCUGCCACUAUGUCUUUCCCCUGUGUGAGGAAGGCACGAGGGGCCCUCGUCAGCGGCAGCUCUGCAGGGAUGAAUGCGAGGCUCUGGAAAACGACCUAUGCCAAGCCGAGUACACCAUCGCCCGUUCCAACCCACUUAUCCUCAUGCAGCUGGAACUGCCCAACUGCCGUCUGCUUCCCCACCCAGGAUCACCUGAGGCUGCCAGCUGCAUGCGCAUUGGCGUACCCAGCGACCGGCUGGGAACAUAUCACAGCUGCUUUAACGGUAGUGGAGCCAAUUACCGAGGCGUUGUUAGUGUAACCAAGUCAGGCCACCAGUGCCAGCCAUGGAGUACCCAGUAUCCACAUAACCAUCACCUGACACCUGCAGAGUACCCAGAGCUAAGAGGGGGCCACAACUUUUGUAGAAAUCCAGGGGGACAGAUGGAGGCCCCCUGGUGCUUCACUCUUGACCCCCACAUCAGGAUCGAUCUCUGUGACGUCCGCCCAUGCAAGCCGCCCGAGAACAUGAAGAAGGAGAUCCUGUACAUCCUUAUCCCCAGUAUUGCAAUCCCACUGGUCAUUGCCUGUCUGUUCUUCCUGGUGUGUAUGUGCCGUAACAAACAGAAGGACUCAAUCGAUUCUCCUCCACGCCGUCAACUCACUGGCUCACCCAGUCAGGACAUGGAGCUGCCACUGCUCAACCAGAACAAGCAUCAGGCUAAGCUCAGAGAAAUCAACCUGUCUGCUGUGCGCUUCAUGGAGGAGCUUGGUGAGGACCGCUUUGGGAAGGUCUACAAAGGCCAUCUCUACGGCACGGCUCCAGGAGAGCAGACCCAGGUGGUGGCUAUAAAGACAGUCAAGGACAAAGAUGAGGGCGCUCUUCAGGAAGAGUUCCGUCAUGAGGCUAUGCUGCGUUCCCGUCUGCAGCACCCCAAUAUUGUUUGUCUCUUAGGUGUAGUGAUCAAAGAGCAGCCCAUGAGUAUGAUCUUCAGCUACUCUGGCUAUGGGGACCUCCAUGAGUUCUUGGUCAUGCGCUCACCACACUCUGAUGUUGGCAGCUCUGAUGAUGACAAAACGGUCAAGUCAGCACUCGAGCAAGCUGACUUUUUACACAUAGUUACCCAGGUGGCAGCUGGGAUGGAGUACCUGUCCUGUCAUCAUGUAGUCCAUAAAGACCUCGCUGCUCGGAACAUCCUUGUCUGCGAUAAGCUCAAUGUGAAGAUUCUUGACCUUGGGAUGUUCCGUGAGGUCUACUCUGCUGACUACUACAAACUGAUGGGCAACAGUCCUUUCCCAAUCCGCUGGAUGUCUCCUGAGGCUAUCAUGUAUGGCAAGUUCUCCACUGACUCUGACAUCUGGUCCUAUGGUGUGGUGCUGUGGGAGAUCUUCAGCUAUGGCCUGCAGCCCUACUGUGGCUACUCUAACCAGGAUGUGAUUGAGAUGGUACGCAACAGACAAGUCUUGUCCUGCCCCGAUGACUGUCCUUCCUGGAUCUACACACUCAUGCUGGAGUGCUGGAAUGAAUUUCCUGCUCGGCGGCCACGCUUUAAGGACAUCCACGCGCGCCUACGUACCUGGGAAAGCUUGUCGAACUACAACAGCUCAGCUCAGACCUCUGGAGCCAGCAACACAACACAGACCAGCUCUCUGAGCACAAGCCCUGUUAGUAAUAUCAGCGCUGCCCGCUAUGUCAGCCCAAAGAAGUCUUCUCCUUUCCCCCAGCCCCAGUUUAUGCCUAUGAAAGGUCAGAUGAGACCAAUGGUACCACAGCAGCUUUACAUCCCUGUUAAUGGCUACCAGCCUGUCCCGGCUUAUCCAUACCUCCAGAACUUCUACCCCAUGCAGAUCCCUAUGCAGAUGCACUCGCAGCAGAUGCACCCACCGAUGGUUCCUAAGGCUGGCUCACACCACAGUGGCAGCGGUUCUACUAGCACAGGUUACGUGACCACAGCACCGUCCAACGCGUCCGGCACUGAGAAGGCUGGUCUACUGAGCGAGGAUGCCAAGGCGUCCGAUGAGAACACGGCUGAUGGAGGCUCCCAGAACGGCAUGCACAAUGAUAAUUCGUCAGUCCCUGAAACUGAGCUUCUAGGGGAUAACGACAACCCACGCAUCGAUGACAUGGACAUGCAUUUGGAGGCGUAG